GCAUUUCCUAAGAUGUAUCGAGCAAGAAGAGUGUUAAGUUUGCCUUCGAAACCACUGUUCAGAAUAGUGACAACGCGCCGUACGCGACCGUCAUCUAUAACGCCUCUCGCCAUAAGCACUUCUCUUGCAAAGAUAUAUGCGCCUAAAGGUGCAAACGCGGUCCACGCGACGAUGUAUGCUAGGGUAGGACCAGAAGAUGUCGCAAACGUUUACUGGGAUCGACACACACAGAGUUGAAAUGGAUUUA
Molecule: messenger RNA, 247 nt
Organism: Bipolaris maydis ATCC 48331
Lineage: Eukaryota; Fungi; Ascomycota; Dothideomycetes; Pleosporales; Pleosporaceae
Source: RefSeq, a predicted model, not a curated record